CUGUAAUAGCGAGUGAUCGUUCAAACCUUUGAACGUUGUACAAAACGGUAACCAAAAGUUUUAUUUGUAAAGGUAGGGUAACAAAAGUUUGAACUUGUGAAAUGGUCACUCCAUUUAAUGUUGUGACCGUUUUGUUCUAAAUACAAACGCUUUAUUACUAUAUGGUUACAAAUUAAAGGUGCGUAACUGUUUUAUACUCUAAUUAGCCGAUGGAAAUUGGAAGCCCUGCAAAGUGCAAACUACUGGUGUGCAUCCUAUUCUCUAGGUUGUGUUCUGGGUUCUGUUCCAUGUUCGCAUCUUUCACGCUGGGUUGGAUCAUCGGGGUUUGGCUGCUUACCAGAGCCUCUUGUUGUCGCUGUCUUUCAGUUCAGCAGAGUUCAAUAGCUUGCAAUGUCAAGGACGGCGAUCCUCAACAACUGCUAUCGGUUUCAUUGGCGCAGACAAGCCGGAGCCGGCCUUCCGGUGUCAAAUUUGGUCAGUUGGUGUCAUCUCUUGUUAGAAUGAAGGCCUUCCAGGCUGCCUUCUAUGCUUCUAAACGUAUGGAAUUAGCUGGAGUCCCACGCGAUCUUUACACGCUUGGCAUGAUGCUUCGUUGCUUCUGUAAAUUGGGUCGAGUGGAUUUUGGCUACUCAGUUUUGAGCAAAGCUCUGAAACUCGGUAUUCAAUUCGACGAUGUGAUGCUCAAUACAUUGAUCGACGGGCUCUGUAAAGUUGGAAAAGUAAUUGAGGCUGCAAGGCUGCUGGUUCAUAAGAUCAGGAUUUUGGGGUAUCAACCGGAUGUUAUCGCUUAUAGCAUAAUUAUAGAUGGAUUGUGUAAGGCAGGGCAAACGAGUGCUGGACUUGAAUUGCUCAAAAACAUGGAAGAGUUAGGUUGUCAACCUGAUGUGGUUAGUUAUAGCACGGUCAUUAGAAGCCUAUGUAAUGAUGGAAUGGUAUCUAGAGCUUUAGGUGUGUUUUCAGAGAUGGAGGAGAAAAAGAUUCAACCAAAUGUGUUUGCUUACAAUAGCUUGAUUGCUGGUUUAUGCAUGUCAAGCAGAAUCAAUGAAGCUAUGAAGUUGUUCGAUAAAAUGGUAGAGAGGAAGGUCAUGCCUGAUACAUUCACCUAUAACAUAUUGGUUGAUGCUUUUUGUAAGGAAGGAAAUGUUUUGGGAGCUAAAGUUAUACUCAAAAUGAUAAUUCGAAGAGGACUGCUUCCGGAUAUCGUCACUUACAAUUCAUUGGUGGAUGGGUAUUGUUUGCGCAAUGAAUUAGACAAAGCCAGAAAGCUAUUUGAUUUCAUUGACAAUAGGGGGUGCAAACCUAACGUUUACAGUUACAGUAUCAUGAUUCAUGGAUAUUGUAAUACUAAAAGGAUGGAUGAAGCAGAACAGUUACUGAAUAGUAUGCUUGAGAAGGAUUUGGUUCCGGGUACGGUCAUAUAUAAUACUAUGAUAUAUGGAUUUUGUCAAGUUGGGAGGGUUAAAGAUGCACUACAAAUUCUCAAGAAAAUGAGUGGUCCGGGUUGCUUACCUGAUAUUGUGACAUUCACAAGUUUGCUUGAUGACUUGUGCCGAGGAGGUAAAAUUGACGACACAUUAGCUUUGUUUCAAGUAUUAGAAAGUAGGAGGUUGAAUGUUUUCUAGGCUCUCUAGAAACAACUGUUUGCAACCUGAUACCCGCGCAUAUACCAUCGCAAUCAAUGGACUUUGCCAUCAUGGUUUUGUGGAUGAAGCAUAUGAUUUGUUCAGGAAAAUGGAGGCAAAUAGUUGUCUACCAGACAAUAGCUCUUAUAACGUGAUCAUUCAUGGAUUUCUUUCACCACAAGGAUCCACUUGAGGCAAUCGAUCUUAUUCAUGAGAUGGUUUCGAAAGGCUUCUCUGCCGAUUCAACCACGAUGACUUUGCUAAUAGAAUUGUUGCCCAAGAAUCAGUCGGAUCAUCCAAUUCUCCAGAAGCUGUUGAAUGGUCCUGAUAUCAAGAGUCAUGAAAGAGGGUCCAUUGGUCUAUGAGCUGGUGCAACUCAAGAAACUUGUUGAUAUUCUCAUCCACAGUCCAGUUGGAUGAUCCAGUAGUUCAUCAAAAGCUCCUGGUGUCAAGAAGAUUCUGAGGAUCGAAGUUGAUUGUAACUGUCUGAGUAAUGAUCCUUUCCAUCUCACUUACAUUUGUUCCAUACUUACUAAUGCAUCUCAGUGAAGGCAAUGAAUAUUGUUUCUUUUCUUUGCCAUGGAAGGAAGGCAGAGGUGGCUUUAUGAUUCUGUUUUCCAGAACCCAUGCUUGGCCUUGGAUGAUCACCCUCAACAGCUGCAGUAACAAAACUCUGGUAUGGGCGGGGUUUAAUUCGCCACAACUCGAAAAAGGGAAGUCUUGUCCACGAGAACAAAACACAAGUUUCAUCCAUUAACAGAUUACAUUCUCCCCAUUAAUGGAAAGCUUCUGUUCCUUUUCUUCUUUGUUUUCUACGUGCAGUAUGGUGACAGUUUCUUCAAGGGUUGGUAUUAUGUAUCAUUGAGCUCUGCAAUUACUCUAGCGCUGGCUGCUGCUCUUCUUGCUGUAUAAAUGAGCUUCCUUUUCCGUUUCUGUAUGAGAAUAGAUGAUGAUGAUCCAUGUUUGAUCCUUUACCGUGUUUCAAAGCGAUUUCUGAUUUACAGUUUAGGUGUAUGAAUGAGCUUAGCUCACCUGCUUAGUAACAUUAUUGCAAUGUAGCUCGAAAGCCGCGAAUGGAGUUCUAGGGUUCUGUUGUUGUUAGAAAUAUUCUAUGAUUUAUUAUUUAUGAAUUAUUACAAUAAAUGUAAUAACAAAUC
Messenger RNA from Linum trigynum, 2779 nucleotides. NCBI's taxonomy places the organism in Eukaryota, Viridiplantae, Streptophyta, Magnoliopsida, Malpighiales, Linaceae. The record is from the annotation of a GenBank genome assembly.